Molecule: messenger RNA, 3041 nt
Organism: Phyllostomus hastatus (greater spear-nosed bat)
Lineage: Eukaryota; Metazoa; Chordata; Mammalia; Chiroptera; Phyllostomidae
Gene: TBCC
Product: tubulin folding cofactor C
Exons: 1
Coding region: 30-1067 (345 amino acids)
Biological process (GO): tubulin complex assembly; post-chaperonin tubulin folding pathway
Cellular component (GO): cytoplasm
Molecular function (GO): tubulin binding
Source: RefSeq, a predicted model, not a curated record
AUGCAGGAGAAAGGAAGCUUGCAGUCAAGAUGGAGACAGCUAGUUGUUCCGCUGCCGUCGUGGGGAACGGGGAUACAGUGUCCCAGCGGGACCGCAGCCUGGUGCCUGAGCGGCUUCAGAGACGAGAACAAGAGAGGCAACUGGAGGUGGAAAGACGGAAGCAAAAGCGGCAGAACCAGGAGGUGGAGGAGGAAAACAGCGACUUUUUCGCUGCCGCCUUCGCUCGGGAGCGAGCAGCCGUGGAAGAGCUUCUGGAGCGCGGGGAGUCCAUCGAACGACUGGAAGAGGCGGCCGCUCGGCUUCAGGGGCUGCAGAAACUUCUUAAUGACUCGGUUUUAUUCCUGGCCGCCUACGAUGUGCGGCAGGGACAAGAAGCGCUAGCACGGCUGCAGGCGGCCCUGGCCGACAGGCGCCAGCAACUACAGCCCAAGAAGCGUUUCGCUUUUAAAACCCGGAGGAAAGAUGCUGCUUCGGCCACCAAAGUAGAUGCGGUUCCUGGCACCCCCUCGGCGGAAGGCAUCCCGGCCUCCCCGCCGCCUUUGAAGGAGGAGGAAGACUUCGGCUCCAGCUGGCUCUGCGGCUUUUCCAACCUAAAGUCCCAAGUCUUGGAGAAGAAAGCGGAGGAGUUGCACCAGCGAGACGUCCUUUUGACCGAACUGAGCAACUGUACGAUCAGACUGUAUGGCAAUCCCAACACCCUGCGGCUGACCAAGGCCCGGAGCUGCACGGUACUUUGCGGCCCGGUGACCACCUCUGUGUUUCUGGAUGACUGCAGUGAGUGCGUCCUGGCGGUGGCCUGCCAGCAGCUCCGAGUACACACUACGAGAGACACCCGCAUCUUCCUGCAGGUGACCAGCAGGGCCAUCGUGGAGGACUGCAGUGGGAUCCAGUUCGCCCCUUAUACCUGGAGCUACCCGGGGAUCGACAAGGACUUCGAGGGCUCUGGUUUAGAUAGAAGCAAAAAUAACUGGAACGACGUUGACGAUUUCAACUGGCUGGCCCGGGAUGUGCCCUCGCCAAACUGGAGUAUUCUUCCGGAAGAAGAGCGAAUGGUCCAGUGGGACUAAGCAGCUGCUACUCUUCACUCCUACCAAAUUCUUUCUGUGUGGGACUGACCUCAACAAAUGGGACCCCAAAGUUUACUUAUUGUUGUCACACAGUGUAUGUCUUGAAUAUUUAAGACUUGAAAUUGUGAUAGGCUCCUGUUUGUGAUUUCCAUUAAAUUCGUGACAGGUAUAACGCUUUAUUUUUGCUACUUGGGUAAUGUCUAGGAGCUGUUACUUGGCUACGAUAGUUUGAAGCCAUGGGGGGGAAAGAGUGUGGUUCUGUGUGUAUGUGGUUUUUUAAUUUGUGGUAUUUAAAACUUACUGCAUGAUAAAGCAGGCCUUCGAUAAAAUACCUGUUUAAUAAAUGAAUUCAGUAGGGCUCUAGCAGGAGCCAGUUAAUGUGGGGUUAGGGUAUCAAACUUGUGCAAAGUACCAUUAAUGAGAAUUUUUUGUAAUUGAAAUGUUGACUUCAAUAGGUAUUUCUCAGCAAGGCGCUCUUUGGAAAAGUUCUUCUUUGGUCUUCAGCUACACCUUAGCUUGGGCAUCUGGAAUCCAGCUAGUCAUUGACUAGUUUGGGUCCAAAAUUUGAGCUUGGACCCCCAGAGGCUCAUGAGCCUUCCCAACUGUAAAACCAACAUAAUUAUAGCUACCAACUUUUUGUGCAUUUAAAAUGAUAUAGACACUUUUCUGAGUACCUUACAUACACUUACUAAGUUCUCAAAAUCUUAGGAGGUAGGUUCUGUUAGCAGUAUUUUUCAAGUGAGGAAACAUAAGUAUGUUGCUUAAGGUCAUACAUGCUGGAUUGCAAUUUAAAACAGCUGGCUGGCUCCACGGCUCACUUUCUUAACCCACUACAAGAUAGCCAUUUUGAAUAGUGGUAAUUGAGUUGAAAGCAUCGAAAAUAGUUUAAAAGGGCAAAUUACUUUUUAAAAAUUUUCAGGAAUAGUUGUGCCACAUCCCCUCAUACAAGAAAAUCGAGGCAGACACCUCAGUCUUUUUUUAUUUAAAUGGUGUUAGAUACAACCAUGUGGUGUUAAGUAUAAUAUAUAACGUGAUAUUUAAUGGCAGGCUGAAGAGAAGAGGGCACAGAGAUGAAAUCUAGCUGUCUUAAUUUUUUCACUAAUUUGGCUAUAAUUCUCUGGUUACAAAUUUAGCUUUCUGCUCUAUAUACUACCAUUCAUUAUUUUUUCCUGUUAUAAAAAUACACUUUAUUUUUAUUAAAUUUAUUGGGGUGACAUUGGUUAAUAGGAUCCUAUAAGUUUCAUAUGUACAUUUCUGAUAUAAGAUCUGUAACUUGAACCGUGUGCCCACCACCCAAAGUCAGACCAGCUUCCAUCACCACAUACUAGGCUCCCUCCACCCCCUGCCUGCCCACCCUCUUCCCUCUGGUGACUACUACACUCGUCUGUGUCCGUGAGUUUCAGUUUUAUAUCCCACAUAUGAGUAAAAUAUGAUUCUUAGAUUUUUCUGACUGACAUUUUGCUUAGCGUAAUAUUCUUGAGGUCCAUCAUGUUGUCGCAAGUGGCAGUAAAUGAAAAGUUGGAAGAUUUUUAAAAGGUGUUUUUGGGUCUGGUUGCCUGUAACUAGUUGCUUUUUAUUUGAUCAUUGCCACAAGUGUUAUUGUACUUGAAAUACCUUAAGUUUUUAUGUUUAAUAUUUAUGUUCUAUCUUGUCCCAAAAAAAGGGAUUUGAAGUAGUCUGUAGGAUGUGUGAAAUGUAACAAGACAACAAAAACACAUGAGAAGGAGGAACAGGAUAAAGUCUCAAACCAUAGACAGAAAUGAGGCCGAUAAAAGUGUAGCCUGCUGAGCUCAAUUCCUUAGCCAGAGGUUAAUCCAGAUUUUUUUCCCCUCAACUAUUAUCCGACUUGAAAAAGAAUCCUAAUCAGUUUUACAACCUGCAACAUGCACAAAGAAGAGGGGGGAAAUAUCACUUGCUUAGAAGAAAUAAUCCUGGUAAUAAGAGAAACAUUUUCUAAUAAAAUUCUCAACCAUG